This is a messenger RNA of Trichoderma reesei QM6a, 936 nucleotides long. RefSeq lists its product as uncharacterized. The transcript has a single exon. Gene Ontology annotation, biological process: rRNA processing; ribosomal small subunit assembly. Gene Ontology annotation, cellular component: CURI complex; UTP-C complex. The record is from RefSeq and is a predicted model, not a curated record. NCBI's taxonomy places the organism in Eukaryota, Fungi, Ascomycota, Sordariomycetes, Hypocreales, Hypocreaceae. The coding region runs from base 1 to 936 and encodes 311 amino acids.
AUGGCAAACGACCCAGCCGGCGAUCAAUUCGCCAUCCUCCCCAUCCAGAUGCCGCCCGUGCAGUCCUUCAAACACACGGCUGUCCACGAAGUGCGAGUACGAAGGAACGCUCCCAAGAUCCCGACGCCCAACGAUUCGCGCAGCCUGUUCCUGAAGAACAUUCCCGCAGACAGCACAGAGCCCCAUUUCCGGGCCGUCUUCACCUCUCUCGUGGGCGCUGGACGAUUCGAGUCAAUCACAUUCGAGCGCGACGAAAAGGCUGCGCUUGCCAUCGACCCUGCCAGAGCAAUCAAGGCUGCUGGGUUUGCGCGCAAGCGAAAGAGGUCUGACGUGGAGGAUGAGGAAAAGGCCGAGGAGGAAGCUGCGCGGCUACCCGAGAUCUGGACGCGCCAGCUGCACCGAAGCAGCAGCACGGCGAUUGUCCUGCUCGCCGACGAGAAGAGCGUGCAGCUCGUCCUCAAGGCGAUUGCCAAGCUAAAAAAGACCAUGAAGUAUCCCAUAUGGGGCGAACAUCUGGUGGGCGACGUCCCGCCACUGGGUGCACCUUGGAUAUCCUCCCAUCUGCGCCUGAGCCGCGCCGACAAGGCCGAGGUGCAAAAGGCGACUCACGCAUUCUUCAAUGUGUUCAACAGGAAGGAGAAGGAGGCUGCGGAGCUUAGCAAGCGGCUGCGCAACGAGCCUGAUGAGGACGGCUUCGUCACUGUCACUCGUGGCGGAAAGGCCGCUCCUGCGAACCAGUACGAGGCCGAGGAGGCCAGGCGGAAGAUGAUUGAGAAGGCGGCCAAGAAGAAGUCGGAGAUGACGGACUUUUACCGGUUCCAGCUGCGAGAACGACGGAAGCAGGAGCAGGCGCAGCUGCUGAAGCGCUUCGAGGAGGACAAGAAGAAGGUCAGCGCCAUGCGGGAAAAGAGGGGCAAAUUCAAGCCUGAGACAUGA